CAGUACAUACUGAAAUCAACUCACAGUUCCUUAAAAUUUUGUCAUGCAGUUACUGAGCCCAAGUACAACAGCAACUUGAUUCCCUCGUCAAAAGCCCUCAGUUUACCCAAGGAAGGAAGACAUGUUGUUUUUUCUGGUGAAUUUGUUGAUGAGGAAGGGAAAGAACUUGGCAAAGAUCCUAACAAAGAUAAGACUUUGCUGGCAGGUCUUCGCCCGAUACUCAGUGAGCUAAACGGUUACGACUCAUCCCUAGGUCAGUGCAUGUGCUCCUGGUUAGUGUGCCGUGAUGGCAGUAUGUCAAUUACACAAUUUUGGAUGUUUUGCGGGGUGCCUUGUUACGAGAUGUUUAAAUUGUCUGUAUGAAAGAACGUUUCAGCUAAUUAUUUAUUGUUUGUAACGUAAUAAAAAAUUUUAAAAAAUAAAACCCUGCAGUCAUUCAUUCGAAUUGGGUUUAUAUACGGUUAAAAUUUCCUAAGAGGAAACCCAUGGAACUACAAAAAGGUGUGUACUCAAAGAGUCACGCCAAAAAAGAGGAUGAAAAUAAUUAAAAUAGAGUACAACAUAGAGUUGUAUCUUGUGUCUUGGACCAUGAUGAGCUUCUCGCUCGAGGACGAAGUACCCAUCAGGGGAUAUUAGACUGCAUUUGACACGGAAAGGGAAUAAAUAGUUCUAGUCGCACAUUCAAUAAAAAUAUGAUAAUGGCUUAACCGAAUAGUGUGACUGCAUACUUGACACAGGUCGUAUUUCGUGGCUCUAUAACUUGAUUUUGUUUUUCCUGGAUUUCUUGUGGUUGAUUCUAAUCAACACAACUAAAACUAAAAAAAUCUCGAAACAUUAAGAUAUUAUACUUUCACCCGCAAUAGCUACCUAUGAAUAUGAGAUUUAAAGAGAAAAUAAAAAGAUAAUCCCUAAUAUUUUAAACUUCUGUUACAGACUGGUCACCUCUUUUGCAAGACAAAGAAGUGUCUCAAGACUAUCCUCCUACAACCGAAAAUNAUCAACACAACUAAAACUAAAAAAAUCUCGAAACAUUAAGAUAUUAUACUUUCACCCGCAAUAGCUACCUAUGAAUAUGAGAUUUAAAGAGAAAAUAAAAAGAUAAUCCCUAAUAUUUUAAACUUCUGUUACAGACUGGUCACCUCUUUUGCAAGACAAAGAAGUGUCUCAAGACUAUCCUCCUACAACCGAAAAUGCUAGUCCCUCCCCAACAAUUCCACAAAAUUCCUGGAAAAUAGAGAAAGAGAAGCAAAAUGUAACAGAUUGGCAAGAUGGAGGUCAACUUCAAGACAGUAACAUUAAAGAUGUUGCAAAUAAUGCGCCAGCAAACAGUAUGUCAAACGGACCAAGCGAACCAAAUUCCACAACAAAUGCCAGCACCACUGUUACGACAAAUAAACAAGGGAGUAAAGUUAAUCCUGCAUCACAAGCACCAAUUGUAGCAGGCAGUCAAGGACGAAAUCAGGCGAAUGGUCAAGGGGGUUUAGGCUUAAUCGGAAAUGGUGUCGCCUCUUCUAGUAGUGGAGUAAACCAAGAAAAUGGCAUUAGUUCAAACGCCUCUCCAGGCAAUACAGGUUCAAGCAGCCAAGGAUCCGGACCUCCCAUUGCAGUCAUUCCAGCCAAUGGUGGCGGCAGUCCAAAUAGUGGAGGUGUCAAUACUGCGAACACUGGUUUAUCUGGAGGUAUUCCAGGACAAACCGGUAACGCUCUAGCAAGUUCAGGACAACCUGGAGGUAAUCAAACUUCAAUUGAUUUAUCCUGUAAUUUCUUUAAGCAACCUAUGCCACUGAUAUUAAUAUUUAAAGGAAAUAAAGGGAGAUGUAAAGAAUCAACCAUAAGAGGACACAGAAAAAAUCUCAGCCCCAGAUGGGAUUGGAACCCACGACCCUCCGUGUUCUAGAUCGGAUGCUUUGACCUCUGAGCUACUGAGGACUCGUUGGCGAGCAAGGGUCAUUUUUUGUGGGUUGGACUUGCGAACCGCAUCUCGCAGUCACACAGUCCAUCACAAGCAACACAUUAAGGCUUAACUGUAUCACACAGUCACAUUAAUAGUAAGAAAUGUCUCACUCAUGAAGGAGCCUCCAACCAACCAACCUAUGCCACUGAUAUUAAUAUUUAUUUAUUCCCUUUAUUUCCUUUAAAUAUCAAUAUCAGUGGCAUAGAUUGAUUCUUUACAUCUCCCUUUAUUUCUUUAAGAUGAGGAAAAAGAAAGCACAAGGUUUUUUUUUUUUUAACAGGUAAAUUUUCAUAAUAUUUUGUGGCGAAAUAGUCCUGACAACCCUUUAAGUAAGCUAAUUAAUUGAGCUGAGUUAUGCCAGCAGGUUAUCUCUCUGUUCCCCCAGCCUUGGCUAACUCGUACGACGUCGACACGUUCAACACAUUGAAAUCACUCUGCUCCAAGUAGUGCUUCCCAAUUCGCUGCGGGUUGUAUUUUUAAAACAUUAAUCACUAUAUGCUGUUCCUGGAGUUGAAACAAUUGUUUAAUAUUCAUGAUACUUUAAGCUCUGUUACUGAUUGAAUAUUAGAUACAUAGAUUUGUGUGUGUAAUCAAAUGGUGACGAGUGAAAUUACUCGGAUUUGGACAAAAAGCAAGUGAAAUUAUUCCCUAAUUUCACGAGUAUACCAUUUGAUUACCUAUUAAUAUCAUGGGUGACGAAUUACGUUAGCAAUCUUGGAUUUUUGACAUGCUUAUCCUGGAUCGUAUCGAUCGAGAACUCCACUCUCUCAAAUGUUUAGACCUUAAAUUUGGCUUAUAAAGUUCAGAAUUUUUGAGACUAUUUCGGCAAAAUACCUGUUAAAAUCCUUCUUGAUGUUCUCUUGUGUGUUCAGGUUUUCUAAAGCGUCUUUUUGAGCCCUGACAUCUUCGCCAUCUUGACACUGAGACGUACGGAGGGUUGCCAUGGCAAUUUUGUAAUUUCAUAUGUGAAAUUACAAAUUAACGCUGAAAUUUCGCGCCAAAACUAAGGAGUAAUUCGUCACCUUUGAUAUUAUUAUGGAAAAUGCAGUAGAUUGUAUUUACUUAUGAAGUCAUGUAUGUAAAUAAUUCUAUUGUUUCGCGAGGGCGCACUUGAAUUUGAGCCUCAUUCUGCCUUGUGGCCCUAGUCAUUGUUUGCUUUUAAUUAUUUUAAUUGCCCUUGUUUGAUGUGUAAAGGUUUGUAAAGAAAAAAAAUGGAUGAGCAAUUAGUUUUAAGCUAUAAAAAGUUUGCUAUGGCUCUAUUUAGGGUCCGAUUGGAGUUGUGCACAACGAUCUAAAAUACAGACGACCUGCCUCGAUCGACUAGAUGUUAAUGUCCCCCUUAUAUUUUGUUAUCUAUUCUUUAAACAAUGGCUAGUAAACAUCUGUAAUGGCCGCAAAAAUAAUGUAUAAAUUACUGGUUGAGUUCGCCCACUCUAUAUACAAUUUCAGGGCCGAUGCAAGUCAUUCAAACACAGCUGUUGCCUAUCCCAGUCCUUCCUGUUCAGACUCUUCCCAUUCAAACCCUUUCUCCAGUGCUGUCCCCACAAGGGCAAUUUCCGUUUAUCACGCCAAACCAACAGCAACAACUGCAACCAACAAACCAGAGCAAAGUUCCUCAAGUGAAUGAGAGGGAAAGCACUCAAAAUCCGAAUCAACCGGUUUCUGGGAAAAGUGAGCAAAAUCCAGAUCCAUCCGUUUCUGUUAGUGGCCCAAAGAACAACAAAGGAAACAAAGGUCCGGAAGAGGCGACGUUUCAAACUCUUACAAAACCACCCAAUGGUCAACCUACAACGUCAAGUUCUGUCAAUAAAGAAACUCAACGUUCUACUGCAAGCCAGCAACAUACUACUACAUCUUCAUCUCAAGCAAAUCCAACAGAAGAUAACAACAGUUCCAGUGGAUCAAAUUCUACCAAAGCACCAAAUUCUAAUAAGAUUACGUUACCUACUAAGUCAACACCAGUUCCUCAAAGAGGUAAAGCUGCGACAGCCACAUCAACCAAUUCAUCCAUUGUGAAUUUGAACAAACCGAACGGAACUCAAACAAGUGGAAAGGCGAACGCCGCUUUAUCGACUUUUAAACCGAAAGUUUCAGCUGCAGGAAAACCAUCUCAAAAGCCACAGGUGGUUUUAUGCCAGAUAGUUUGUGGAAGCGACUGUUGUCCGAUAGAAGUUAAAGCUCCAACCGCAAAGCCAACCGCGGCUAAUCCGACAACGAAACCCACAACACUUCCACCGACAGGUGCUAAAGGGGAAGCAAAACAAAAGCCAACAACGCCCCAGGAAGUCAUUGCUGCACCACCCGUACCAAUGAGACACCAUAACUGGCUAGGAUGGUUUCCUCAGUCGGCUCAUCCAAUGCCUGGUAAUCCAGUGUCCGUACCUAUUACCCCUCCGUUCAUGUACAUGACACUUCCGCCAGCCACAGCUUCGCCUGUCUUAGACAAAGAAAGGUUUCGUCAGGUGGAACACCAAAUGCAUACAGUCCAAGUACCGGCAGUUCCUCCUUUAACUAUUUCGUCUGCUGUAAGUCCGCAAGAGGACAAGGAUGACCCGAUACUGAUUGGUAGGGUAGCAGUUUUUACUUAG
Messenger RNA from Porites evermanni, 4542 nucleotides. Lineage: Eukaryota; Metazoa; Cnidaria; Anthozoa; Scleractinia; Poritidae. The record is from the annotation of a GenBank genome assembly.